Messenger RNA from Exaiptasia diaphana, 941 nucleotides. RefSeq lists its product as uncharacterized. The record is from RefSeq and is a predicted model, not a curated record. The annotation marks the transcript as partial. The transcript is spliced from 5 exons. Lineage: Eukaryota; Metazoa; Cnidaria; Anthozoa; Actiniaria; Aiptasiidae.
CCCUCACCGACAUUACCGUCCUCUUUUGCGAUUUCGCUUGAUUCUGUGUAGUUUAUGCUGAAAGUUCUCUCGUUUUUUUAAACUUAAACUGUUCUAACAUGGCCAGAGGAUUAACUAAAGGACAGAGGCAGAUACGUCGUAAUAUAUUGACUACUGGAAACUCAUCAACACCGCCAAACUCAUCCGAUACGACCCGGACCAUUCCUACUGCUGACUUGACGAUUCCAUCGCCAUUGCUUUCUUCAACACCUUCAACUAGUGCAUCGGAAACUUCUACUUCAAGCGCUCUCGCUCCUGUUACUCCUUUGCCAACUAUGCCUGCAACAACACCAAUGGAAUCCCCGACCGAUCAAUUAUCAAGUGGCUCGGAAAAUACUGAUAUUCAAGCUUUUAUUGACGAGCAACGCUCUUUUAAUGAAAGAGUGCUACAGUUGCUGGAAAAUGAUCGUGGAUCAUCACAAGACAGUCAAAGAAAGGCUCCCCUCCCAUUGAAAUUAACGGAGGCAGUAAGAGGAGCCUACAAAUCUUUUGAAGAUGCCGCUAAUGCAGAAGAAGAUGUAAAUCUCUGGGAUUUCAGUAAGAGCUUUUCAUCAGACCAAAACAGAGUUGUCAACAAUGACAUCCUAAAAAAUGUGCAAAGUACUGAGAAAAAGUACUCUACUGCAUUAAUCACAGCUGCCACAAGAACAUAUUUCAAAACAAGAAAGAGAAAAAAUGCUUUAGAAAGAACCAACAAAGCCACUGCAUAUAAAAAGUCUAAGCGGUUGCAGAGACAAAAGGCACUUAAAAACUCAACCUCAUAUUCUGAGGAAGAAAAGAAAAAAAUACUACCAGUGUUAUCAAAAGGAUUCAUCUCUUCAGAUGAGUCUAUGUCAGAUGAUGACCAUGAUCAUGAUGAGAAUGAUGAUCUCUCAGGUUCAGACUCUGAGGUCAAACACAAG